AUGAGCGACCUUCGCAUACAUGCAGCUCUAGCGCCCCGCGUAGCCGUCCUCUCCAGCCCAGACGUAGACCGUAUCAUCCAAUUCAACAACAUCCCCGAUCUCCCUACCCUCCUCCGACCAUUCGAAUCCUCGGUCGAACGACUCUCUGUUCGAACCUCACAACUCGAGACAAGAAUAUGCGAUCGUUUCCCACUCCGAUUCGAUCCUUACUCGCUCUUCAACCCCGAUGCUACUCACGACCUUAGCUCCCAACCGAGAGCGUCGGCUGUGGGGAGGAGCAAUGAGGAGUUGUUGGAUAGAGUGAACCAGUUGAUCGCAGCAAAUAUUAAGGGUUGGGUUGCGUCCGUGCCUUGCCUCACCGCUUCACCCUCUACACAUAGCACUGCGAACACAAAGGAGAAGGGUGGAGAGGACGAGGAGAAAAGCAGAGGUGAAGCGCUGGAUGAAGUAUUGCUGGAACUACAGAGGAGUACGGUGGAGGAGGCGACGCCCUGGUUCACGGCAGUACAACAACUCGUAUUCAGCCAGCGCACGAUUGCAAAACACGAAUCGUUUGGUCAUCCAGUAGCCAUUCUUCUCGCUGUUUCCUCUGCUUCUCCAGAUCCGAUGAACGAUUUUGCCAAGCUUUACGAGACGUCUUGCCAGCAGAAUCCAUUUGCAAAACAUCCGUAUAUCAACCCAGAUACACUCAAAUACUAUGUUCUGAUUCAUGAUGUUCGUACCUCAGGAAGCGAUCUAGCAGGGAGCAAGGAGCUGCUGGACCAAAUUAAAAGGGUUUAUGGAUUACAUUGUUGUUUGCUCACCAUCAAUAGUGCCUCUGAUGAUCGAGCAGAGGUACCAGCCAGUCUUGCUGGUUUAUGGACACCCUAUCUUUCCAAUUCGCCCAGCAACCCCACCACCACCACCACCACCACCACCCCCACGCCAGAAGGAAUUGGGCUGUAUCUAGACGAAGAAGACCUAAAACGAAUCAGAAACUUCAUUCGCGAGCUGACCGCACAAUCCAUAGUUCCUUUUAUGGAGCGAUAUGUUCAACAUAUGGGGGAAUAUCUAGCCAACUCUCGCAAAGGUUUGACCAACAGACUCUUUGGUGCUUCUCGAAAGCUCUUCAGCUCUUCUUCCAGCACUAAUUCCUCCAGCACCAACUCUGGAUUGGCUACAGCAGGAGGAUACGAUGCGCAGUCGGAAUUUUAUCCAUACUCUUCUAUCGAAGCACAGACGAGAAGAUUAGCAGACUUUGCGUUCACGAUUAGAGACUAUAAGCUCGCUGCAUCAAUGUAUGAUAUGGGACGAAAAGAUUUCAGUGGGGAUAAAGCACAUAAACAUGCCGCGGGAGCGACCGAGAUGUUUGGAUUAAGUCAUCUGAUGCUUAUCUUUGCUACUAGGGGCGGGGUGGUUGAUGUUGAUUCUUACCUAUCCCAAGCUUGUACUGAAUACUCGUUUCGCUCGGGGCCGGGUAUGCGGGUGGAAGAAACCUACGCCCUCCGAGCAACUUUGCUUUAUUACGAAGCAUAUCGACUACUAUCCUACCUCCGUCCGGCACCUCCAGCUCUACUGGGAAUGGCCCUCAGUUGCGAAGAAGUCCUUUCGCCACUUCUACUCGAACAAGCUGCCCUUUCAUGUCUCCAAACCAAACCGAAACCAGCACUUCGCAAAUUCGCAUUUCAUCUAGUAUCCGCUGCUCACAAAUACCAAGCAUGCGGUCAAAAAUUGCUCUCACUUCGAUGUUACGCUCAGGCAGCACUAGUUUACAAGAAUAAAGGGUGGCUAAUGGUGGAAACCCAUAUAGAAAGAGAGUUAGGAUUGCAAGCCUAUAACGAAGGCGAUAUGGACGCUGCCGUCGAACAUCUGUUGAGGUUGAUUAGGGUGAGUGAAGGGAAUGAGAGGGAUAAUGAGCAGCAAAGUUCGUUGAGGGAGGUAGUGGAAGCUUACAGGUUUUCGAGACGCGAGAGGGUGCGGUUGGGGUCGCAGGGGGAGGUUUUUGUUGCCAAGAGUGCCAGGUUGAGGUUUGGUGCCGGGGAGUUGGUGGGGGAUGCGGGGGGUGAGGAGGUGUGGGAGGAACUGGAGGAGAGGCUGGUGGAUGUAGGGUUGGGGGAGCGGACGAUGGGAAACGGACGGAAGAAGAGACGCAAGAGGCCUGCAUCAAAGAGCUCUGGUCAGGGAGGGGAGGUGGCUGUAGGGCAGAGCUUCGCGUUGGAGGUGGUUGUGCGCAACCCUCUUGGCGUCGAGCUUAGCAUCGAUGAGAUCAAACCGGUGCUCCAGCGCGAUGAUUCACCUCUCUCCGCAGAAGAGUACGAAAGCGAGACUCUCCCACCACUCACAUUGGGCCCACACGAACACCGACCGAUGCGCAUCGCACUCCGCGUCAACACAGAAGCCAAACACCUCCGCAUCACCAAGCUCGACUUCCGUCUCGCCGAAACCAUCCACCUUACUCAAAAGCUCGAGAAAAAGGGUCGACGACUUAACGGCAACAAAGACGAGCGAACUAGCAUCUCCUACGCCCCUGAUACAAGCUUGGUUGUGUCAGUGCACGCUACUCGACCGACUCUAAGAGCCAAGUUUGUAGAUGCGCCGAAGGAGAUGUACUUGGGAGAAGAAAGGAGAUGUAAGGUGGUGAUUAAGAAUCAAGGUAAUGUGACGGUGGAUGAUGUUAGGAGUCUUUGUAGUCAUCCUUCUAUUGCGACCUUCUCUGCUGCAAGUGACCAAGGGAGGGAGUUGGAGGUGAGGAACGACCUUGAGACUGCACCGCCGGAAUUCGUACUCGACUCUGAGGGAACAAUAGAGCUACAACCGGGGGAGGAAAGAGAAGUGGAGCUGCUAGUGAGGCCUACAGUGCUGGGAGACCUUAGUCUAGCCUGGUUGCUAGCCUUUUCUCCAGCGGACGGGGAAGAAACAUAUACUUGCCGCCUAGCGGUCAGUUUGCGGGUGGAGCAAGCAGUGGAGGUAAGCGUGGAAACUAAGACGAAACGGGGGAGGGAGUUGCAACAUGAAGUGAUGGUUGAGAUUACGAAUUGCCUCGCUACAAAAGAGGUGCGGUUGGAUGGUUUCUCUGUCUUGAGUCCGCGGUGGUGCAUAAGACCGACAAAGGAAGAAGGCAAGAGAGAAGAGGUGGUGAUAGGGCCUAAGCAAACGUGGCGCGGAGGACUAACCAUCUCCACCAACGCCACCGCUGGUGGUGCAGAGGAAGGAGAAAAAUACACAGAAACAAAACUACAAGAUCUUCUGCUAAGUCGGGAUAGGAAACGACGGCCACCUCCUCCCGUAUCUCUUCACCAAUCCAGCACUACGUUGGGACCAAAUCGCCUCCCUGCACCUCUUCCUACAUCGGUGUACGUGGAGAGUAGAAAGGAAUGGAAAAAAGCAACUCUCUCAACCCUAUUGUCCACAAUGCCAGCUCGGGAAAGGGAGAAUAUCUUGACCCUCUUGAAUACGGGGGAAUUUGAUCUUUCUGCUCACUUCUCCCUCUCCGCCUCGCAAACUCGAGAAAGUAGGAGUGGGAGCGUUUGCCUAUUCGCCCUCAGCCCAGGCCCGAGUCGAAGCACUAUCCGAGCAAUCACCCACCCGAAACUAGAGGAUGCAGCAGGAGACAAAAGCAAGAUCAGAAGUCUCUAUGCUCAAACGGUACGAGAAAAAGCGACUCUGCUACAGAACAUUCUCACCUCUCCACUCAACACCGAGACGAACCCUGUGGUCGUCCAUACUGAAGUCAAGGAAGGGGAAAAGAUUGAGUUCAUUGUUAGGAAUUUUUCGGAUCUGUUGGAGGCCCGGGUGGAGGUUCAACUUGAAGAUGGCCAAGAGGAAGGGGAAGAGGGGCAGUGGGUCGGGAGAAAGACUCUUAGAUGUAAUACGGUGCUAGCUGGAGAGGUGAGGGUGUUGGAAGCCCUAAGAAGAGGAGAGGGGGGAAGGGUGAGAUAUGGUGUUGUUGUUGAGACUUUCCUCGGUUCUGCUGAAGAUGAUGGUGAGCGGGUGCUUGUUGCGAGGUAUGCUGAGCAGCACUAG
Messenger RNA from Ustilago hordei, 4002 nucleotides. RefSeq lists its product as uncharacterized. The coding region runs from base 1 to 4002 and encodes 1333 amino acids. NCBI's taxonomy places the organism in Eukaryota, Fungi, Basidiomycota, Ustilaginomycetes, Ustilaginales, Ustilaginaceae. The record is from RefSeq and is a predicted model, not a curated record. Gene Ontology annotation, biological process: endoplasmic reticulum to Golgi vesicle-mediated transport; protein localization to phagophore assembly site. Gene Ontology annotation, cellular component: TRAPPIII protein complex; phagophore assembly site; cytoplasmic vesicle. The transcript has a single exon.